AUUUAUCAUUCUAAAAUAUAUACUCUUAUCUGAUUUAUAUUUUUAGACUUGUCUUAAGGCGAUUCUUUUUUGUGUUUGAUUUUUUGCAGAUAACUUUUGCUAAACUUUAUAAUAAUAUUACUUAAAAUGACAACAUCCCCCAUUGGUAAAAAGAACCAACAACAGGUUUGGAAUAUAGUUUUGUAGGAAUAACUGAUAGUUAAUGAUCAAAGUAUGAAGCUUGGGAUUUCUUAUGUAGCAUACAUUUACUUUGGGAUUAAGUUCAGUCUUGUUUCCUAUAUCAAGAAUGACAACAAAUCCUUUAGGAAAGCCCGUAAUUAACAUAUUAAAAGGAAGAGUGGUCACUCAUUAAAUUAAGAUGAAGAACUUAGAUGA
This is a messenger RNA of Paramecium octaurelia, 375 nucleotides long. NCBI's taxonomy places the organism in Eukaryota, Ciliophora, Oligohymenophorea, Peniculida, Parameciidae. The record is from the annotation of a GenBank genome assembly.